Molecule: messenger RNA, 1488 nt
Organism: Fusarium coffeatum
Lineage: Eukaryota; Fungi; Ascomycota; Sordariomycetes; Hypocreales; Nectriaceae
Exons: 1
Coding region: 1-1488 (495 amino acids)
Biological process (GO): heme oxidation
Molecular function (GO): heme oxygenase (decyclizing) activity
Source: RefSeq, a predicted model, not a curated record
AUGGCUUCCCUCCAAGCCGGUGUCCCACAACAUCCUCAGCCUCGAUAUCAACCUCAACUUCAACAACAUGAUCGUCCAUUAGCUGAAUCUAUCGCCAUUGCUACCAGGUCGGUGCACGCCAAGCUUAACAAGCUUAUUAUCGCUCGGCUACCGCUUGCGUUACCUCCUGUUGCUGCCGAUUCGUCCUCAUACAUCACUGGACUAUUGCAUAUUACGCCUAUUUACAUCACCUUCGAGACAUUAUGGAGAGAUAUAAUCGAGUCCGGUUCGCCUAUAGAUUGCGAUAAUAACGCCAAUGCCUGCUUUUCUAAGAGUUCGCCAAUACAGUCAACAAAGUCUUCGUUCUCGUCCGAUGCCCACGAGCUAUCGAGCUGCAGUAGAAUGCCAGAGCUACUUCAACAAUUAUAUCUUCCGGGAUUAAUGCGAUCGGAACGUUUAAAGGCGGAUAUUGCAAAUUUGUCGGGGUGGUCAAGUAAUACUGUUGAGGAGCAGUUACGCAUUGCUGAGACCAAUGGUCGCUUGGGGGAUUUUCUCCAGCACAUAAGAAGAUCUGUACAAAACCGGCCCCAUGUACUACUGGCUUAUUCCUACAUCUUGUUCAUGGCUCUUUUUGCCGGCGGUCGCUUUAUCAGGGCCACGCUAGAAUCGGCUGGAGAUGAAUUCUGGGAUCGAUUACCUUCACCAGUACUGCCGUCCCUUAUACCUUGUGAGGAGAGCACACGGCGAACUAAGCGGGCCAGUGGCUUGUCCGACAACCAGAUUCCACAGGACGACUUUCAUCACCAUGCGACUCACACGAUGCCCCUUCGAUUUUUCCACUUCCAGACUCCUGAAGACGGUGAAGAUUUAAAACGCGAAUUUAAGCGACGACUCGCCAGCAUAGAGGGGGAAUUAUCAGCACGCGAGAAGCAGGAUAUUGUACAAGAGUCAAUAUGUAUAUUUGACAAUAUGACACUUCUAGUCCAGCAACUCGACAAGCUCUGCGAUGGCCCGACACGUGAUGGAAACGAUAGUCCAACAUCACUGCUUGACCUGGUCGACCAAUUCCAUCCGUUCCGCUCGCGUCUCAGAGACAGCGUUUCUAUUGCCAAAGAUAGAAUUCAACGAUCUCCAAAACCGAACGGCACUAAAUUAGUUUGGUCGAUCUGGAAAUACGGUGCGGCUUCAUCACCUGUGGAGCCAGAAAGUGGGAUCAAGAUGCCGAUCGGUCACCCUGGUCUCUCCAAGGAUGAUGCAUCAUCAAUUGAGCUUUGUCCAGCAUUUUCCAAGUCUAUGAGAUUUGACAAGACGUUGCCCCGACCGAUGCGUUAUGAUGUCAAAGCAACGGAGGGAGAGCAUGAUUUGAACGAAUGCAUCCAGGUUGCUUCUAAGAAGAUGACCAGUAUUGGGUUCAUCAACUGGUUGAUAAUUUUGACUGUUGGGGUUAUUAUCCUUGGAACGUUAUGUUCUGUACGUCACGGCCGCGAUGUAACCAUGGUGGAAGCAUGA